This is a messenger RNA of Morus notabilis, 1932 nucleotides long. Its product is annotated as probable LRR receptor-like serine/threonine-protein kinase At4g31250. Gene Ontology annotation, molecular function: protein binding; ATP binding; protein kinase activity. Lineage: Eukaryota; Viridiplantae; Streptophyta; Magnoliopsida; Rosales; Moraceae. Gene Ontology annotation, biological process: protein phosphorylation. The transcript has 3 exons. The record is from RefSeq and is a predicted model, not a curated record. Bases 1 to 1932 code for a protein of 643 amino acids.
AUGUCUCAUAAUAAUAAUUACUACAAACCCUACCAAUGCCUUCUCACGUUACUCAUCGUACUUCUACUACGUUCUACACCGGCAUCGGCGGCGCCAACCGACGCCGAACUACUCCUCAAAUUCAAGAGCUCUUUGUCGAACGCUGCGGCGCUGAGCGACUGGAACGCCUCCGUCCCUCUUUGCAACGGCAACAAGAACAACUGGUCGGGCUUGACGUGCAUGAACGGGAAUCUGUACGGCUUGAGGCUUGAAAACAUGGGCCUGAUGGGCGUGAUCGACGUCGAGACGCUGUCGCAGCUGUCGAGUGAUUUGCGGAGCCUGAGCGUCAUGUACAACAGCUUCACUGGCGCGAUCCCGCCCGUGGGACGCCUCGGCGGGCUGAGAGCCUUGUUCUUGUCGCACAGCGGAUUUUCCGGGAAAAUUCCUCACGAUGCGUUUGAAGGUAUGAAGUACUUGAAGAAAGUUUACUUGGCGAGGAAUGGAUUUGGUGGGAGAUUGCCGAGUUCGCUUGUUGGGUUGAGUAAACUUGUGGAGUUGGAUGUUGAGGGAAACCAGCUUGGUGGAAAGAUUCCGGGUUUUGAGCAAAGGGAUUGGAGAGUUUUGAAUUUUGCCAAUAAUCGGUUUAAGGGACGAAUACCGGCAAGCUUGAGCAAAAUCGAUAGAAGCGCUUUCUUGGGAAAUCCAGAUUUAUGUGGAGCACCUCUUAGCGCUUGCAAGCCCCCAAAGAAGCCAUUUAUUACAAUAGCCAUAGUACUUUCAAUAGCUGCAAUAAUUGCCACCAUUGCACUUUUUAUCUUCUUCCUCCGCGCCCGCCGGGCCCAAUCCCCGAACCGAAAAUCGAUAUCCAAACAUCUAGGGCAGGCCCCAAAAGUUUACAAGAAGUUUGCCCUCUGGGACACCGCCCGAUCACCGGAUUACUACGACGACAAGAAGAAAGGCGACCGAAAUCGUAGCUUGCACUUUGUGAGGAACGACAGAGAAAGGUUUGAGCUGGAAGACUUACUUAGAGCCUCGGCUGAGGUUUUGGGAAGUGGGAGUUUUGGGUCGUCAUACAAGGCCGUUCUUUUUAGUGGGCAAGCCUUGGUUGUGAAGAGGUUUAGGUAUAUGAAUAAUGUGGGAAGAGAAGAACUUCAUGCGCAUAUGGCCAGGCUAGGCAGGUUGUCCCACCCUAAUCUGCUCCCUCUUGUUGCUUACUACUACACCAAAGAAGAAAAGCUUUUGAUUUCUGAUUUUGUUGAGAAUGGAAGCUUGGCCAGCCGUCUCCAUGGAAAACGACCAGCAGGAGAACAAGGGCUAGAUUGGCCUACAAGGUUGAACAUCGUAAAAGGAGUAUCAAGAGGUUUAUCCUAUCUCUACAGAGAAUUCCCAAACCUAACCCUCCCCCAUGGCCAUCUCAAGUCGUCCAACGUCCUCCUCGACCGCGGCUUCAACCCGCUCCUCUCGGAGUACGCCCUAACCCCUCUCCUCAACAUCACUCACGCCCACCAAUUCAUGGCCGCCUUCAAAUCCCCCGAGUUCUCCCACCGCGACCGCGCCUCUAAGAAAACCGACGUCUGGAGCCUCGGGAUCCUAAUCCUCGAGCUCCUAACGGGCAAGUUCCCCGCCAACUACCUCAAGCGUGGCACGGCGGAUCUAGCUGCGUGGGUGAACUCGGUGGUGAGGGAGGAGUGGACGGGAGAGGUGUUCGACAAGGAGAUGUGCGGCACGAGGAGAGGCGAGGGCGAGAUGCUCAAGUUGUUGAAGAUAGGGCUGUGUUGCUGCGAGGCGAGCUCGGAGAGGCGGUGGGAUUGGCGACAGGCGUCGGAGAAGAUCGAGGAGCUGAUGGAGAGAGACAAUGAUGGAGAAGAUUACUCAUCAUAUGUUACGGAUUGGGAUGUUUACUCUUCCAUGGUGUUGAGCGACGAGGAUUUCUCUUUCUCAGUUAAGAAUUAA